ACAGACGUUAGAGAGACGGUGUCGUUUGAAUCCCUAACCGUUUUGGUCCGUUUCAACCAUCCAUGCCAUCCUACCCUCUUUCUCGAUAGGCUCGUCAGUAACUGCGAUGGGCCAUCAACAGCCCAAAUCCACCACCGCAGCGCCACCGUUACUCCGCCGUAUCCACAGUAUCGACAACACAAUCUCCCUCUACAUCCACACCCUCACAAGCCCCAUCGCUCCAAGAACCCUCCUCCGCCUCCUAGAACUCUUCGCCGACUUCCGCUUCUUCUUCCCCGUCACUCUCUCACUCUUCUUCGCCACACCCUCUUCCUCUCCCCUUCGCUUCCACCUCCUUCUCUCCCUCCUCCUUUGCUCUCUCCUUGAUCUCGUCUUCAUUGGUCUAAUAAAAUUCCUCGUUCGCCGAUCUCGCCCUUCCUACUCCUCUCACGCCGAAUACAACGCCGUAGUUCCCGUCGAUAAAUUCUCCUUCCCUAGCGGUCACUCCUCUAGGGUUUGCUUUGUUGCCUCUAUCGUUUCCCUUUCCCGCCCUUGGAUCCUCGCCGAUCUCGACCGUCCACGUGUCAUCCAUCGCUGGAUCGCGGGAAAUGAAGUUUUGGCCGUUGACGUCCUCAUCGCGGUUGUUUGGUCUUGGGCCAUAACCACCGUAAUUUCUAGGGUUGCUCUCGGGCGGCAUUACGUUCUCGAUGUCUUCUUUGGAUCGUGCUUCGGUGUCCUCGAAGCUCUCUUCACCUUACGCUUUCUCCAAUUCCAAGUGUUUGUUUGAGGUUUUCAUGGAGUGCAUUGUACUGAUGCUACCCGAGAGGAUGGAAUCUUUAGAUCCUCAUUGGCAUCUUGAUCCUCACAGUAACAGACAAUUUUGGAGACCUUUACGACUACAUCUUGCAAAUACUGCUUGGUCUCAACCCUUGUUCAAUUGUUAAAAUUGCGUUGCAGCUGCAAUGCUGUCAGUAAUUUAUUCCUCGCAUUUAACUAUCUGUCUCUCUCUCUUACUCCCCCCUACACAUAUAAAUAAUAAAUGUAGACAUGUGAUAUAGCAUCCAUGGUACAGCAGAUCUGGAUAUCAUUUAUUUGCAGCUUUUUGUCUUAUGGUUCUAUUCAAAACUAUAGCAUGUAUGAUUUACAUUGAGUUCUUUAUGCGGUGUGCAAAUUUGCUACUGCUGUCAGAUGUUUCUAAUUUUUGCAGAGGUACUAGUGAAAGACAAUUUGUUCUGUAUUCGCCCGCAGACUUGAAAAUCUGAAAUGCGUUGUCAUUUCUGACAAUUGCUGCAAGAAUCUGGAGUUGGUUUAAGUAUAGUCAGCCUAUCUCCGAUACCUACUUUGUUCUUUCAGGUGGUUUGAACAUUAGUGUCUGAAUUCUGGUAGUAUUCAUCAGGAAAACAUUACAUUAUGAUAAUUACAAGUAAGCAUAUGCUAAUGGGCAUUCCGUAAUCUGUUAUGUUUGAGCAAAAGAAGGUUUUUCUUUUAGGAUUUGGUUAAAAGGAACCGUAUUUUGUCUGAUGUGUCUGUUGCCGACCGUAAACUGAAAUUUAGACUAUCAUCAAUUGAUGGAUAAAAAGUUGUUAGGUCAGUUGCUUCUUUUGCAUGUGCCUUCUUACCGCGUGCGUUACUUUAUGUGAUAAGAUGUUUUUGAUUGACUGAUUGAUUGCUCUUUGCUUUCCUUUCAAUUUUGGAAAAAAGUUCAUAAACUUACCAAAUCAGCGCAGACGGUGGUUGUUAUGUUGUGCUGGCAGCUUCAUUGCCAUAGUUAGGAUGUGGUUAUGUGGAGCACACCAAAAGUCGAGUGUAUCAGGUCGCUUUUGGUUUAAUUGACUUGACAGGUGGGGCUGAUUACUAUUAAAUCCAAGUGAAUUUUAAGCACCUCAAUUUAGAGGGGCAUUCAUCCUCUUUCAUAUUAGUCCGCGGAACAUUGACAAUUUCUCUCUCUUUUCAUGUCUGUUUCUUCGUUCAUUUGCUGACAAAUUAUUUCAUUCACAUUAAAGUUCUGCGUUGAUAACCAUGGAUUAAGAAGAGAAAUCAUUAUCAACUUGGGUACUGCUCAAACAGGUUAUUGGUGGUAUCCACUUGAACUUGAGGGACCUACAAUGUACCUGGAGCACUGCAUGUCUGUUAUUUUGCCAAGUGAAUACUUACUGCUCAUGAUUUGUCGUGAUGAUAAGAAAGAAAAU
Abrus precatorius (Indian licorice) is the source of this 2168-nucleotide messenger RNA. RefSeq names its product probable lipid phosphate phosphatase beta. Bases 107 to 766 code for a protein of 219 amino acids. The record is from RefSeq and is a predicted model, not a curated record. NCBI's taxonomy places the organism in Eukaryota, Viridiplantae, Streptophyta, Magnoliopsida, Fabales, Fabaceae. Gene Ontology annotation, molecular function: sphingosine-1-phosphate phosphatase activity. The transcript is spliced from 2 exons.